GGGUCGCCUUGUCCUUCUGCCGGGGGCUAGGUCCCACUUAGACGAAUUCAUCGAUAUAUCGACCGUAGAUAGCAAAGAUCAACGGCCAGACAAUCUCUUAAUCCGUGCAAGUGGGACAUUGCCCCAGGAUGGGAUUCGCUCUUGACGUGGUUGUAUGCCAUCUGUCGGACCACUCCACCCACCGGACGAAGGCUGCAGGACGGCUGCAGUGGGCGCGGCGAGGUCGGACAACUCCACCCAUCGCCAUUUUCUCGUGGACCGAAUCCCCCCCGUCUCGUGGACCGAACCUCCCAAGGGACGGGGUAUAGGCAGACAGGGAGCCAAGGUGGGGGAAUGCGGUGGUGGUGAAGGGAAUGUUCAUUGGUUCAGAACUACACAAACACGCACACACACACACACACACAUACAGGGUACACAGAGAGAGAGAGAGAGAGAGAGAGAGAGAGAGAGAGAGAGAGAGAGCUGGCUAGAGUGGUGGCGGAGAGAGAGAGAGAGAGAGAGAGAGAGAGAGAGAGAGAGAGAGAGAGAGAGAGAGAGAGAGAGCUGGGUAGAGUGGUGGCGGCGGCUGUUGAGAGAGAGAGAGAGAGCUGGGUAGAGGGGUGGCGGCGGCUGUUCAUUGAUUCAGAACUUCACAAACACGCAGAGAGUGUGUGUGUGUGUGUGUGUGUGUGUGUGUGUGAGAGAGAGAGGUGAAGGAGCAAGUGAAGGGGAGGUGAAAGGAGAGGGGAGGGAUUUGUGUGUAGUAAAGGGGGAGAGGAAGGAGAAAGUGAUCGAAGGGAGGUGUGGUUCAUCUGUGACUAUUACACGUGGCGGCGAAGGAGCAAAGCGAGGAUGAACAAUUUGAAUUCCUUGCGGAAUGUGAAGUUGCCAGCUGGAGGGCCAGCGAAUGCGCUUUUGAAAGUGGCCGUGCUCGGAGGGCUGAGCUUGUAUGGAGCUAUGAACAGUCUGUACAAUGUGGAAGGAGGUCAUAGGGCGAUCAUCUUCAAUCGCAUCGUCGGUGUUAAGGAAAAGGUGUACCCGGAGGGCACUCACCUGAUGAUCCCGUGGUUUGAUCGGCCCAUCAUCUACGACGUGAGGGCGAGACCUCAUCUUGUGGACAGCACGUCAGGCAGCAGGGAUUUGCAGAUG
Chara braunii is the source of this 1128-nucleotide messenger RNA. NCBI's taxonomy places the organism in Eukaryota, Viridiplantae, Streptophyta, Charophyceae, Charales, Characeae. The record is from the annotation of a GenBank genome assembly.